Molecule: messenger RNA, 1278 nt
Organism: Akanthomyces muscarius
Lineage: Eukaryota; Fungi; Ascomycota; Sordariomycetes; Hypocreales; Cordycipitaceae
Exons: 7
Coding region: 1-1278 (425 amino acids)
Biological process (GO): biosynthetic process; L-aspartate catabolic process
Cellular component (GO): mitochondrion
Molecular function (GO): pyridoxal phosphate binding; L-aspartate:2-oxoglutarate transaminase activity
Source: RefSeq, a predicted model, not a curated record
AUGCUGUCUACUCUUCGCAUCGCCAGCCGUCAGGCUACCCAGCGCACGACCCUGGCUGUCGCCGCCGGCCGCGCCGCCGCCUCUACCUGGGCCAAUGUCCCUCAGGGCCCUCCUGAUGUGAGUGUCACUCGUGUUCGCGCCGCUCGGCGACAACUUCAAGCUCGGCUGUCCGGCCGCGCAAUUCUCGGCAUCACUGAAGCUUUCAAGGCCGACAGCUUCGACAAGAAGAUCAACCUCGGUGUUGGCGCCUACCGUGAUGACAAGGGAAAGCCUUAUGUCCUGCCCUCCGUUCGCGAGGCCGAGCAAAAGGUCAUUGACGAGAAGUUGAACAAGGAGUACGCCGGCAUCACUGGUGUUCCCGAGCUUCCUCCCCUGGCUGCCAAGCUCGCCUAUGGCGAGAGCUCGUCUGCCCUCGACCGUCUGGCCAUCACCCAGUCCAUCUCCGGCACCGGUGCCCUACGCAUUGGCGCCGACUUCCUCGCCCGCUUCUACCCCGGCGAGAAGAAGAUUUACAUUCCCACCCCGUCCUGGGCCAACCACAAGGCCGUCUUCACCGAUGCCGGCCUCAAGGUCGAGCAGUACCGCUACUACAACAAGGACACCAUUGGCCUCGACUUUGAGGGCAUGGUUGCCGACAUCAAGGCCGCCCCCAAGGGCAGCGUCUUCCUUUUCCACGCCUGCGCUCACAACCCCACCGGUGUCGACCCCACGCAGGAGCAGUGGAAGCAGCUCUCCCAGAUCACCAAGGAGCAGGGCCACUUUGCCUUCUUCGACAUGGCUUACCAGGGAUUCGCCAGUGGCAACAUUGACCAGGACGCCUUUGCCGUCCGCUACUUUGUCGAGCAGGGCCACAACAUUGCCCUGUGCCAGUCUUUCGCCAAGAACAUGGGUCUCUAUGGUGAGCGUCUCAAGAUCAUCAUCCGCCCCAUCUACUCUAACCCUCCCAUUCACGGCGCCCGCAUCGCCUCCACCAUUCUCGCCGACCCUAAGCUGCGCGAGCAGUGGCUCGCCGAGCUCAAGAGCAUGGCCGACCGCAUCAUCACCAUGCGCGCUCUCCUGAAGGAGAACCUCGAGAAGCUUGGCUCCAAGCACGAUUGGUCCCACAUCACCUCGCAGAUUGGCAUGUUCGCCUACACCGGCCUGACCGCCGAUGAGAUGACCAAGCUUGCCACGGAGUUCUCCGUCUACGCCACCAAGGACGGCCGCAUCUCCGUCGCUGGUAUCACCAGCGAGAACGUCGGCCGUCUUGCCGAGGCAAUUUUCAAGGUCAAGGGUUAA